GUGCCUGUCCCUCCCCCCCCAGGAGUCAACAUUGAGGAGCACAUCCAGAUCCGGCAGGAGGAGAAACGCCAGCGGAUCAACCGCCGACACCGGCUGGAGGAGGGACAAGGUACGGACUAGGAGGGGAUAGGUGCUAGGGGAAGGUGUGUGUGUUUUUGUUUGGGGAGCAGAAAAGGCAGAGGAUCAAAUAUCGGUAUAUGGUUACAUUGGUGUGUGUGUGUUUGUGGGUGUCGGCAGGUAAGGGUUUGGGGGGUUGAGGGUGUGUGUGUUGAUGGGUGGAUUGACCUGAUUGGUAUGAUAGCUGUGUGGGGCCAUGAACAAUAUGGGCAGGGGAAGACAGUGGAAUGGUAAACAAAACUCUUUAACUCUUUCUUCUAUUUCCAAUAGACCAUUCAGUACUCUGACCCUGUCAUUGCAAUGAUUUUGGGUUUCCCAUAUUUCCUUAUUGUGCCGUUGUGAUCCACUUUUUCGAGCUGAAAGACAGCCAGAGCUUACCCAUGAUGUUGCACAACGAUUUAAGUCAAUAAGUAAAUGUUUUAGUCAAAUUAUAAUAUAUUUUAGCUUGAAGUGACAAAUCCAAACUGCCCACUUUGUGCAAAUCCGUGUGAAUGCAGUGUCUCUUCCUAUGAUAUGACAUACAAGUUCUUUUCAGCUACGUUUCGUUUCAGGGCUGGGUUUUAUUUGAAUGUUACCACCCACCAACAUUGCAGGUGUUUCUGAUUAAUAAACAAUGCCAAGUUAUUCCUCUUCGCCACUGAGACUAGCCAAACUGCCUAGUGUCCACUUGGCCGCCUGAGCCGUGGAGCAAAUUAAAAUGGGGGGUGCAUCUUUUUCUUUUUUUCUUAUCACAUUGUAUACUUUGUCAAUUUGCACUUACUUUUGAGCUAGUCUGUAUAAAAAAUAUAUAUAUAAAAAAAAAUAUAUAUAUAUAUAUAUACACAGUGGGGAGAACAAGUAUUUGAUACACUGGCAAAUUUGCAGGUUUUCCUACUUACAAAGCAUGUAGAGGUCUGUAAUGUUUUUCAUAGGUACAGUUCAACUGUGAGAGACGGAAUCUAAUACAAAAAUCCAGAAAAUCAUAUUGUAUGAUUUUUAAGUAAUUCAUUUGCAUUUUAUUGCAUGACAUAAGUAUUUGAUCAUCUUCCAACCAGUAAGAAUUCUGUCUCUCACAGACCUGUUAGUUUUUCUUUAAGAAGCCAUCCUGUUCUCCACUAAUUACCUGUAUUAACUGCACCUGUUUGAACUCAUUACCUGUAUAAAAGACACCUGUCAACACACUCAAUCAAACAGACUCCAACCUCUCCACAAUGGCCAAGACCAGAGAGCUGUGUAAGGACAUCAGGGAUACAAUUGUAGACCUGCACUAGGCUGGGAUGGGCUACAGGACAAUAGGCAAGCAGCUUGGUGAGAAGGCAACAACUGUUGGCACAAUUAUUAGAAAAUGGAAGAAGUUCAAGAUGACGGUCAAUCACCCUCGGUCUGGGGCUCCAUGCAAGAUCUCACCUCGUGGGGCAUCAAUGAUCAUGAGGAAGGUGAGGGAUCCGCCCAGAACUACACGGCAGGACCUGGUCAAUGACCUGAAGAGAGCUGGGACCACAGUCUCAAAGAAAACCAUUAGUAACACACUACGCCGUCAUGGAUUAAAAUCCUGCAGCACACGCAAGGUCCCCCUGCUCAAGCCAGCGCAUGUCCAGGCCCGUCUGAAGUUUGCCAAUGACCAUCUGGAUGAUCCAGAGGAGGAAUGGGAGGUCAUGUGGUCUGAUGAGACAAAAAUAGAGCUUUUUGGUCUAAACUCCACUCGCCGUGUUUGGAGGAAGAAGAAGGAUGAGUACAACCCCAAGAACACCAUCCCAAUCGUGAAGCAUGGAGGUGGAAACAUCAUUCUUUGGGGAUGCUUUUCUGCAAAGGGGACAGGACGACUGCACCAUAUUGAGGGGAGGAUGGAUGGGGCCAUGUAUCGCGAGAUCUUGGCCAACAACCUCCUUCCCUCAGUAAGAGCAUUGAAAAUGGGUCGUGGCUGGGUCUUCCAGCAUGACAACGACCCGAAACACACAGCCAGGGCAACUAAGGAGUGGCUCCGUAAGAAGCAUCUCAAGGUCCUGGAGUGGCCUAGCCAGUCUCCAGAACUGAACCCAAUAGAAAAUCUUUGGAGGGAGCUGAAAGUCCGUAUUGCCCAGCGACAGCCCCGAAACCUGAAGGAUCUGGAGAAGGUCUGUAUAGAGGAGUGGGCCAUGAUCCCUGCUGCAGUGUGUGCAAACCUGGUCAAGACCUACAGGAAACGUAUGAUCUCUGUAAUUGCAAACAAAGGUUUCUGUACCAAAUAUUAAGUUCUGCUUUUCUGAUGUAUCAAAUAGUUAUGUCAUGCAAUAAAAUGCAAAUUAAUUACUUAAAAAUCAUACAAUGUGAUUUUCUGGAUUUUUGUUUUAGAUUCCGUCUCUCACAGUUGAAGUGUACCUAUGAUAAAAAUUACAGACCUCUACAUGCUUUGUAAGUAGGAAAACCUGCAGAAUCGGCAGUGUAUCAAAUACUUGUUCUCCCCACUGUAUCUGGGGAAGGGUACCAACAAAUGUCUGCAGCAUUGAAGGUCCCCUAGAACACAGUGGCCUCCAUCAUUCUUAAAUGGAAGAAGUUUGGAACCACCAAGACUCUUCCUAGAGCUGGCCGCCCGGCCAAACUGAGCAAUUGUGGAGAAGGGCCUUGGUCAGGGAGGUGACCAAGAACCCGAUGGUCACUCUGACAGAGCUCCAGAGUUCCUCUGUGGAGAUGGGAGAACCUUCCAGAAGGAUAACCAUCUCUGCAGCACUCCACCAAUGAGGCCUUUAUGGUAGAGUGGCCAGACGGAAGCCACUCAUCAGUAAAAGGCACAUGACAGCCCGCUUGGAGUUUGCCAAAAGGCACCUAAAGGACUCUCAGAACAUGAGAAGCAAGAUUCUCUGGUCUGAUGAAACCAAGAUUGAACUAUUUGGCCUGAAUACCAAGCGUCACGUCUGGAGGAAACUUGGUUCCAUCCCUACGGUGAAGCAUGGUGGUGGCAGCAUCAUGCUGUGGGGAUGUUUUUCAGCGGAAGGUACUGGGAGACUAGUCAGGAUUGUGGGAAAGAUGAGCGGAGCAAAUUAUAGAGAGAUCCUUGAUGAAAACCUGCUCUAGAGUGCUUAGGACCUCAGACUGGGGAUAAGGUUCACCUUCCAACAGGACAACGACCCUAAGCACACAGCCAAGACAACGCAGGAGUGGCUUCGGGACAAGUCUCUGAAUGUCCUUGAGUGGCCCAGCCAGAGUCCAGACUUGAACCUGAUUAAUAUAAUAACAAUAAUAAUAUGCCAUUUAGCAGACGCUUUUAUCCAAAGCGACUUACAGUCAUGCGUGCAUACAUUUUUUUUUGUGUAUGGGUGGUCCCGGGGAUCGAACCCACUACCUUGGCGUUACAAGCGCCGUGCUCUACCAGCUGAGCUACAGAGGACCACUAAACAUUAAACAUGGAGAAACCUGAAAAUAGCUGUGCCGCGAUGCUCCCCAUCCAACCUGACAGAUCUGCAGAGAAGAAUGGGAGAAAUUCCCCAAAUACAGGUGUGCCAAGCUUGUAGCGUCAUACCCAAGAAGACUCUAGGCUGUAAUCGCUGCUAAAGGUGCUUCAACAAAGUUCUGAGUAAAGGGUCUGAAUACUUAUCUAAAUAUGGUAUUUAAUUUUUGUAUUUUCUUUAUACAUUUGUAAAAAUGUUGUACUUUUUUUUUUUUUUGCCUUGUCAUUAUGGGGUAUUGUGUAUAGAUUGAGGGGAAAACAUGUUUUAAUCCAUUUUAGAAUAAGGCUAUAACUUAACAAAAUAUGGAAAAAGUCAAGUGGUCUGAAUACUUUCCGAAUGCACUGUAGAUAGCAUGCUAGCUAGCUACACUGACAGCUAUCAGUGCCCUAUUUGUUGAUGUUUAUCAACUCCACGUGGAAAUUCCCACUCCCAAUUCGUGAAUAUGUUCAAGUAGCCUUUGUCAUUCUUUGGAGUUGGAACGUAAAUGUGUAUUUUCUCUCUAGGACAGGAAAUUGCUUAAAAAUAGUAGCUGUAACUUCCUCUGAUUUCAACAUAAAUUGUUUUACUUUUAAAUUCAUAAUAUGCAGUGUAUAGCCAUUGAUUCUUGAAGAAUAUAACUUAUAAAUGCCUCAAUUGUCUAUCCCCAUCAGAACCCAAAAUAUAAGCUUGUUCUACUCCUUUGUUUGCAAAGGAUGCAAUUGUAAACAAACACUGAAUAGCUUAAAAACAUGGUUAAGACUAUAAUUUUUAUCUCAGAGAUGGUCAGUCCUUGCAUCCAUAGGUCUGUCUAUGAAUUUGACAGUGGUUACAUUUAUCCAGCCCCAUCCCCCAGAUGUGUACCGAAACAGUGGCGUGGUGACCGCUUUGCAAGUUUUUGAACUUCAGAUUGCCCCUUUAAGUAAAGAUCCCUUCUAAAUAGGUUUCCUCUCUCUGGUGCAUUAGUAUAAAUACAAAAGACAAACCGAAGGAGAGAGAAUAAGAAACAAUUGGGAGUCUAUUAAGUUAAUUCUUCUUUUGCUUUGGCACUAGAGUCCUUGGACGGCGACACUACUUUUGUUAAAUAAAAAUCUAUAUCACAGUCCAACUCGAUUGAACAACACUCUCUAAGCAGCAGAGUAGAUUUCUUACAGCGGCCGUCGACUGACACAGCAUAAUUAGAUGCAGGUGAAACUGCAGGCGUUGUCAAAGCGCCUCGCCUCAAACAACAAGCAGACUAUAUUAUGGGAUUGAUAGAUCAGUAAGGAGAGAAGAGAAGUUGUGACGGAUAGACUUCCGACACCGAUUGCGCUUAUUUCAUGUCAUCCUAGACGUCGGUGGAGGCUUUCAAAUUAGUAUUUAUAGCCACAAAUGAAAUGAUUUAAGUCUUUUUUUUAUCCGAACAGGGCACAUUUAAAAUAUCCUUCAUGGAUAAUCACUAAUUGGUAUAAAUAGAUGGUUUAUGUGCCCUGUAGUUAUAUUUGGAAGCAACAAAUUAAAGGUGCAAUAUGCUGUGCCAUUUCCUGGUUGCUAAAAUUCUAGUAGUUCUCCUAAUUUCAGUUUGUGACAGAACAAGUAAUCUAUAGUGUGGAGAAUCAUUGUACCAUCUAAACCCCUGUGAAAUACUGUAUCUUUUCAAUAACCAAACAUUUUGUAUUUUCAGCUUUUUGAAGCUGGUGUACAAAACCAAAAGGAGAAGACGAAAAAACUAAAUUUAAGAACUGGAAACAUAGAAAUAGCGCACAUAGAACAGAUCCACCAGUUCUUAGACUUGCUUUCAAUGAGAAUUACAGAUCUAUAACUCACAUCUAUAACUCACAAACGUACUGCAAAUUGAGAAAUCAUGUGACUAAACUGAAUAAAAAUAAGAAGAAACUACACUAUGAAACAAAGAUAAAUGACAUAAAGCAUGACAGUAAAAAGCUUUGGAUCACCUUAAAUGAGAUUUUGGCCAAAAAGACAAACUAAGCUCCGUCAUUCAUUGAAUCAGAUGGCUCAUUCAUCACAAAACCCACUGAUAUUGCCAACUACUUUAAUUAUUUUUUUUCAUUGGCAAGAUUAGCAAACUUAGGCAUGACAUACCAGCAACAAACACUGACACUACACAUUCAAGUAUAUCUGACCAAAUUAUGAAAGACAAGCAUUGUAAUUUUGAAUUCCGUAAAGUAAGUGUGGAAGAGGUUGAAAAGAUGAUUGUCGAUCAACAAUGACAAACCACCGGGGUCUGACAACUUGGAUGGAAAACUACUUAGGAUAAUAGCGGACAAUAUUGACACUCCUAUUUGCCAUAUCUUUAAUUUAAGGCUGCUAGAAAGCGUGUGCCCUCAGGCCUGUACUAAGAAUAGUAAAGCCCCCUUUACUGGCUCAAAUAGCCGACCAAUCAGCCUACCAACCGUUAGUAAACUUUUGGAAAAAAUUGUGUUUGAUAAAAUGCUAUUUCACAGUAAACAAAUUGACAACAUACUUUCAGCACGUUUAUAGGGAAGGACAUUCAACAAGCACAGCACUUACACAAAUGACUGAUGAUUGGCUGAGAGAAAUUGAUGAUAAAAAUAUUGUGGGGGAUGUUUUGUUAUACUUCAGUGCAGCUUUUGACAUUAUCGAUCAUAGUCUGUUGCUGGAAAAACGUAUGUGUUAUGGCUUUACACCCCCUGCUAUAUUGUGGAUAAAGAGUUACCUGUCUAACAGAACACAGGGGGUGUUCUUUAAUGGAAGCCUCUCCAACAUAAUCCAGGUAGAAUCAGGAAUUCCCCAGGGCAGCUGUCUAGGCCCCUUACUUUUUUCAAUCUUAACUAACGACAUGCUUUGAGUAAAGCCAGUGUGUCCAUGUAAGCGGAUGACUCAACACUAUACACAUCAGCUACCACAGCGACUGAAAUGACAGCAACACUUAAAAAAGAGAUACAGUUAGUUUCAUAAUGGGUGGCAAGGAAUAAGUUAGUCCUAAAUAUUCCAAAAAUGUAAAAUAUUGUAUUUGGGACAAAUCAUUUUCUAAACCCUAAACCUCAACUAAAUCUUGUAAUUAAUAAUGUGGAAAUUGAGCAAGUUGAGGAGACUAAAUUGCUUGGAGUAACCCUGGAUUGUAAACUGUCAUGGUCAAAAAAUAUUGAUACAACAGUAGCUAGGAUGGGGAGAAGUCUGUAUAAUAAAGCGCUGCUCUGCAUUCUUAACAGCACUAUCAACAAGGCAGGUCCUACAGGCCCUAGUUUUGUCGCACCUGGACUGCUGUUCAGUCGUGUGGUCAGGUGCCACAAAGAGGGACUUAGGAAAAUUGCAAUUGGCUCAGAACAGUGCAGCACGGCUGGCCCUUGGAUGUACACAGAGAGCUAACAUGAAUAAUAUGCAUGUCAAUCUCUCCUGGCUCAAAGUUGAGGAGAGAUUGACUUCAUCACUACUUGUAUUUGUGAGAGAUAUUGACAGCUGUCUGUUUGAACUACAGGCACACAGCUCAGACUCCCAUGCAUACCCCACAAGACAUGCCUCCAGAGGUCUCUUCACAGUCCCCAAGUCAAGAACAGACUAUGGGAGGUGCAUAGUACUACAUAGAGCCAUGACUACAUGGAACUCUAUUCCACAUCAAGUAACUCAUGCCAGCAGUAAAAUUUGAUUUAAAAACAGAUACAAAUACACCUUAUGGAACAGUGGGGACUGUGAAGCAACACAAACAUAGACACAUGCAUGUAAACACACGAUAACAUACGCACUAUACACACAUGUACACAUGGAUUUUGUGUUAUAGAUAUGUGGUAGUAGAGUAGAGGCCUGAGGGGGCACACUUAAUAUGUUGUGAAAUCUGUUAUGAAUGUAUUGUGAUGUUUUUAAAAUGUAAAACUGCCUUAAUUUUGCUGGACCCCAGGAAGAGUAGCUGCUGCCUUGGCAGCCACUAAUGGGGAUCCAUAACAAAUACAAAUACAAAUACUUUCCUAUGUGAAUUUGGUCGGGUUGCCCUAAAAGUAACAUAUUGCAGCUUUAAGAUGCUGUAGAGGAAAAUGCAGAUGGAAGAUGUAAAAGAUACCACAGUCCCACUAUUCUUAAUCGGGAUUAAUAAUACGUCAAACUGGUUUACCCAUUAGGAUUAUUCUAUACUAAGAUCUUUCCCUCUUCUACCCUAAUUUCUCCCCCACAACUGAUGGUUCUGAGGUUGAGAGCAGGGGAAUGUGUAGGUAUUGAUAUUGAAUAGAAAAUAAUACUGAGGGAGUAUAGAUUUUCUGAAGAAUGUCUCUUAAAGGUCAAAUAUAGGAUAUUAUGCUACUAUAGAGGUAAAGCAUCAAGGGGAGAGGGUGUGUUCUUGUACCCCUAUUUUUGCACUCCUCUUGAAAAGUUACUCUAUACUCUAGAGAGCAAUGUCUCUCCAACCCCAUUGGACUCAUUCAGUCAGGCCAAUUAUUCAACCCUAUCCAACAGAACCCUGGUCCAUGGACUGGUGUGUGAGGUAUAUGCUGACUAUUCCAGCAGUUAGUUAGUUUGUUACUUAGUUUAUAAAAUGAGGAAGACCAUAGCAUGUCAGUCCGUGGUAUAAGAUGGGAUCAAUAAACACCGUUCUAUGUUCACUGUAAUGCAUGGGCCUUCAUCCUCCCUGUUCCUCUCACCAAUCACUAUGACCUCUGAAACAAUAAGAAUCCUAUGAAAGCCAAUGGCCCCCUAAAUUCACAUUAAACUUUUAUACAGAACAGGUAUGACAGUAUUUUCAGAACUUUUUAAAAAUACAUUCAGCUGGAAAGAACUGCACUAAGCCCUGGAUUAUGUUGCUGUGUAGUUAGGCGUCAUAGGCACCUGCAAGUGAUACGCCACAUUGAAAUUGAGCAUGGAGCAAUUGAAACAACCCCCACAAAAAGAAAGGUCCUGCUCUGUUUGAGGUUUGGAGAGUUUUUUUACCUUCUUUUUUACCUUCUUUUCACAUGCCUUCAUUACCUUUCCUUCCUUCUCUCCCUUCUUUUUUUCUUGGAAUCACUUGCUUAUUCCAGCUUCCUUCUCCAGGACUGUCGGUGUUCCGAUCCUAAGACACCCAUCUCUGAAGCUGCAAACGGAGUUCUCUCCCUCUUUCUUAACCCCUACCCUCUCUCUCUCCUGCCUGCUCCCUCCUUCCCCCUCUCCACCUGACUGAUGGCCUGUUCACCUUUACAGACGGGAGCAGCGAGCGAGUGGAGAAGGACCCCCAUAAGAUCACCACCUACCCCCCGAGGGUGGUGCAUUUCGACUGCGAGAUGACAGCUGUGCAGGUCAGCUGCGGCUUCCACCAUUCAGGUAGGUCCCCCGGCCACUUCCUGUCACUCACUCCCUGCUUCUUCUUUGAUCUCUUCUUCGGUGGUCUUUGAUCACAAGAGGAAGACUGUGUUGAUGAGUGUUUUCUGGCCACAUAUCAAAUAACCACAGGUCAUAAAGGUAUUUCAAUAAAAACUGUUAAAGGAAUUUACCCUUCACUAAGCCCCGCCCCUUUUGUUACUGUUGCUACCUCGGUCAACAUUUCCCCGGGAAACUCAAUUCCCCAUUCAAACUAUUUGAGAAAACCCCUGAGAAUGAUAUCAAACUGUGUUCUAAUACACAAUGAAAUUAAACACAAACUAACCAUUGCUAAUCAGAAGACUCUUGGGUAUGUGGCGGACUCAUUACAAUUGCUUCACAGGAACUUGGUAAAAUGACGUUUGUAGUGUGGCUAGCCACUGGAUGGCUGUGAAUGCACCAUCCACAUGCGGUCAAAGCUGCUAACUUUUGGACCAAACUAGUGCUCUUAAGUCAUAUCCUUCUAUCGACAGCAGAUGAGAGUUGUAUUCAUAAUCAAGCUAACUUAGCUAGCUAACAUACAUUUGGAGAAAACAUGUUAUAUUACCUGGCUAGCUAGCUUCCUUUAGCAGCAUUUGUAUUGGUGGUCAAUGAGACAGAGCUAGCUAACCAGCUAGCAAACAAUGGAACAGAUUUGAAAAAUACUCCAUCAAUAGGCUCUGCAUUUUAGGACUCACAGUCGCAAGUACAUAUUACCUCAACUACCUCAACUAGCCGGUGCCCCCGCACAUUGACUCUGCAACGGUACCCCCUGUAUAUAUAGCCUCCCUACUGUCACUUUAUUUUACUUCUGCUCUUUUUUUUCUCAACACUUUUUUUGUUGUUGUUUUAUUUUUACUUUUUUUUUGUUUAAAAUAAAUGCACUGUUGGUUAAGGGCUGUAAGUAAGCAUUUCACUGUAAUGUCUGCACCUGUUGUAUUCGGCGCAUGUGACCAAUACAAUUUGAUUUGAUUUGAUUUGAAGUGAGUGUUGGAGCUCAUGGUAAGAAUUUUGACCGCACCUUGCGGUUGAUACCAUUCUCUUUUAUGUUUUACUUUGUAAAAAUAAGCUUACAGGACUGUUUUAUUACUGUAACUAUAUGACUAAUCAAAUGUAUUGUAAGGGAAAUUAAACAUUAUAUGUGUUGCAGUAUGCCUUUAGAAUAAUGCAAACAUAUCCUUGACUCUUUCUAAGUGGGAAACAAACAAUGCCAGUCAGCCUGUAUAGCCGGACCAUCAAAACUACACCUAAACUAUACCAAAAUGAAUUUUACACAUAAUAAGAGUUAGCCUAUAGACAAUAUUAAAUUGACAAUCUGAUGAGUGACAAUAUUAGGCCUAUCAGUUGUCAAAUUGAACAAAAAGACAUGGGCGCAUCUUGUAAUUGACAGAUGCAGGGAAAUUGAGCAUCACUUUAUCAAAUCCGCAAACAUUUAGAUUUCUAUAUAGUAUCAGAAAGAGCAUAUUCUGCUGUUUCUAUGACACUUACUUUUGUCAAAUAACUCAAAAUUCAAGAGGUGCAGCUCUAUUUACAAAUUUUACUUUUUCCAAUAAUAGCUGUGCUGUCCAUGCAUUCAGCACAUGACCACUCGAACGGCAGCAUUGCUCUGGCUACUAAGCAAAAACUAGUAACAUAAUAAAAUUAAAAUAUUAUAUUCUGUCGUCAAUAGAUGAAUGGCUUCAAUGAACUGUUAGGGGUGAAGGGGAUGAUUGAAUUUAGAACACUAGUGUAAUGAUGAGGAAUUGUGGGCGUUGUGGACAGUCUAAUUAUUUUAUUAUGAAAGGCUGGAAAUGGUAUAUAAUUCCCCUCAGAGUCAAAUCAGACACUGAGUACAACAUACAAUGUGUGUAGUUCACAAUGUCAAGCCGAACCAAACGAAUAGACGCACUGACAGCAUUGCAAAUGCUGCAGAAUUUAGAUGAGUUUAAGUCGGAUGGAGGAUUGGAUAUAAAAGUCUUCAUCUGAUUCUGAUGUUUACUUCGAGCCUCCGCCUCCGAUGCCUGAGCCUCGCUGCAGAAAAACCAGAACAGAGCCAACUGAGAUAAUGAUCCCAACUGCCACGGUGAGACAGUCUGGGAGGGAUGGCACGGUUUGGUAGAAAAGUAUGACGAGUUUAUGUGACAUGCAGAUGUUGAAGCACAUCAGAGAUGUUGCUCAUACGUACAGAAAAGGAAACAGUACGUGGGACAUGUCUAUGGAUGAACUCUAAGCAUUUAUUGCACUCUUGUAUGUCCGCGGGGCAUACGGCGGAAAGAGUUUGGAUGUGGAGUCAUUUUGGUUUGAUAGGUAAGGGGUGGACUUUUUCAGAGAUACCAUUUCACGCAACAGCUUCAGAGAGAUUAUGCGACACCUGCACACUUAACAAGGCCCAAGAAAACUGUGUGCAGUGCAACCGAUUUGUUUGUGGGGCUUGCGCACACAAAGCCCCAAAGCUGUGUGCUGACUGUGGACCCGAAGCAUAAAGACACGACAAGAUUGAUUCAUGCUUAAAUGCACGCAUAUAAGUGCACAAUACAGUGUCGAUUACAAUCAACAAAAUACUUAUAUUGUAUCUUGUCAUGAAUAUAUUUCCACAAAUAUUUAUUUAUGCAAUUCAUCCUUUACAAUUCAUGAUCUGGUACUUUUGUUUAGCAAUACUGCAUAUAAUUUCACCUGUGCACCUGGCUGGUUAUAUGUUUAUCUUUUCCGUUUCUACUUUGUCUAAAUAACCUGUAACUGGACUUUAUUAAUUACUAUAACUCUAUUACUAAUCAAAUCUACAAAUAGAGUUGAUCAAAUGGAUUACACUGUAAUGUUUUUAUUGUAAGGGAAAUUAAGAUAGGCUAGAGGUCUACAUUUUUUCUAGGACUUUGUAGAAUUAUACAAAACAUACAAUUGACUCUAUCUAAACAAAUAUAGUUGAAGUCAGAAGUUUACAUACACUAAGUUGACUGUGCCUUUGAACAGCUUGGAAAUUUUCAGAAAAUGAUGUCAUGGCUUUAGAAGCUUCUGAUAGGCUAAUUGACAUCAUUUGAGUCAAUUGGAGGUGUACCUGUGGAUGUAUUUCAAGGCCUACCUUCAAACUCAGUGCCUCUUAGCUUGACAUCAUGGGAAAAUCAAAAGAAAUCAGCCAAGACCUCAGAAAAAUUAUUGUAGACCUCCACAAGUAUGGUUCAUCCUUGGGAGCAAUUUCCAAACGCCUGAAGAUACCACAUUCAUCUGUACAAACAAUAGUAUGCGAGUAUAAACACCAUGGGACCACGCAGCCGUCAUACCGCUCAGGAAGGAGACGCGUUCUGUCUCCUACAGAUUAACGUACUUUGGUGUGAAAAGUGCAAAUCAAUCCCAGAACAACAGCAAAGGACCUUGUGAAGAUGCUGGAGGAAACAGGUACAAAAGUAUCUAUAGCCACAGUAAAACAAGUCCUAUAUCGACAUAACCUGAAAGGCCACUCAGCAAGGAAGAAGCCACUGCUCCAAAACCGCCAUAAAAAAGCCAGACUAUGGUUUGCAACUGCAUGUGGGGACAAAGAUCAUACUUUUUGGAGAAAUGUCCUCUGGUCUGAUGAAACAAAAACAGAACUGUUUGGCCAUAAUGAACAUCGUUAUGUUUGGAGGAAAAAGGGGGAGCCUUGCAAGCCGAAGAACACCAUCCCAACUGUGAAACACGGGGGUGGCAGUAUCAUGCUGUGGGGGUGCUUUGUUGCAGAAGGGACUGGUGGACUUCACAAAAUAGAUGGCAUCAUGAGGAAGGAAAAUUAUGUGGAUAUAUUGAAGCAACAUCUCAAGACAUAAGUCAGGAAGUUAAAGCUUGGUCACAAAUGUGUCUUCCAAAUGGACAAUGACCCCAAGCAUACUUCCAAAGUUGUGGCAAAAUGGCUUAAGGACAUCAAAGUCAAGGUAUUGGAGUGGCCAUCACAAAGCCCUGACCUCAAUCCUAUAGAAAAUGUGUGGGCAGAACUGAAAAAGUUUGUGCGAGCAAGGAGGCCUACAAACCUGACUCAGUUACACCAGCUCUGUCAGGAGGAAUGGGCCAAAAUUCACCCAACUUAUUGUGGGAAGCUUGUGGACGGCUACCUGAAACGUUUGACCCAAGUUAAACAAUUUAAAGGCAAUGCUACUAAAUACUAAUUGAGUGUAUGUAAACUUCUGACCCACUGGGAAUGUGAUGAAAUAAAUAAAUAAUUUGCUCUACUACACUGCUCAAAAAAAUAAAGGGAACACUUAAACAACACAAUGUAACUCCAAGUCAAUCACACUUCUGUGAAAUCAAACUGUCCACUUAGGAAGCAACACUGAUUGACAAUACAUUUCACAUGCUGUUGUGCAAAUGGAAUAGACAACAGGUGGAAAUUAUAGGCAAUUAGCAAGACACCCCCAAUAAAGGACUGGUUUUGCAGGUGGUGACCACAGACCACUUCUCAGUUCCUAUGCUUCCUGGCUGAUGUUUUGGUCACUUUUGAAUGCUGGCAGUGCUUUCACUCUAGUGGUAGCAUGAGACGGAGUCUACAACCCACACAAGUGGCUCAGGUAGUGCAGCUCAUCCAGGAUGGCACAUCAAUGCGAGCUGUGGCAAGAAGGUUUGCUGUGUCUGUCAGCGUAGUGUCCAGAGCAUGGAGGCACUACCAGGAGACGGGCCAGUACAUCAGGAGACGUGGAGGAGGCCGUAGGAGGGCAACAACCCAGCAGCAGGACUGCUACCUCCACCUUUGUGCAAGGAGGAGCAGGAGGAACACUGCCAGAUCCCUGCAAAAUAAUCUCCAGCAGGCCACAAAUGUGCAUGUGUCUGCUUAAACGGUCAGAAACAGACUCCAUGAGGGUGGUAUGAGGGCCCGACGUCCACAGGUGGGGGUUGUGCUUACAGCCCAACACCGUGCAGGACCUUUGGCAUUUGCCAGAGAACACCAAGAUUGGCAAAUUCGCCACUGGCGCCCUGUGCUCUUCACAGAUGAAAACAGGUUCACACUGAGCACGUGACAGACGUGACAGAGUCUGGAGACGCCGUGGAGAACGUUCUGCUGCCUGCAACAUCCUCCAGCAUGACCAGUUUGGCGGUGGGUCAGUCAUGGUUUGGGGUGGCAUUUCUUUGGGGGGCCGCACAGCCCUCCAAGUGCUCGCCAGAGGUAGCCUGACUGCCAUUAGGUACCGAGAUGAGAUCCUCAGACCCCUUGUGAGACCAUAUGCUGGUGCGGUUGGCCCUGGGUUCCUCCUAAUGCAAGACAAUGCUAGACCUCAUGUGACUGGAGUGUGUCAGCAGUUCCUGCAAGAGGAAGGCAUUGAUGCUAUGGACUGGCCCGCCCGUUCCCCAGACCUGAAUCCAAUUGAGCACAUCUGGGACAUCAUGUCUCGCUCCAUCCACCAACGCCACAUUGCACCACAGACUGUCCAGGAGUUGGCGGAUGCUUUAGUCCAGGUCUGGGAGGAGAUCCCUCAGGAGACCAUCCGCCACCUCAUCAGGAGCAUGCCCAGGCAUUGUAGGGAGGUCAUACCGGCACGUGGAGGCCACACACACUACUGAGCCUCAUUUUGACUUGUUUUAAGGACAUUACAUCAAAGUUGGAUCAGCCUGUAGUGUGGUUUUCCACUUUAAUUUUGAGGGUGACUCCAAAUCCAGACCUCCAUGGGUUGAUAAAUUUGAUUUCCAUUGAUAAUUGUUGUGUGAUUUUGUUGUCAGCACAUUCAACUACGUAAAGAAAAAAGUAUUUAAUAAGAUUAUUUCAUUCAUUCAGAUCUAGGAUGUGUUAUUUUAUUGUUCCCUUUAUUUUUUUUGAGCAGUGUAUUAUUCUGACAUUUCACAUUCUUUAAAUAAAGUGGUGAUCCUAACUGACCUAAGACAGGGAAUUUUUACUAGGAUUAAAUGUCAGGAAUUGUGAAAAACUGAGUUUAAAUGUAUUUGGCUAAGGUGUAUGUAAACUUAUUUUUUUAAAUAAAUGCAACAUGCAACAAUUUCAAAGAUUUGACUGAGUUACAUUUCAUAUAAGGAAAUCAGUCAAUUGAAAUAAAUUCAAUAGGCCCUAAUCAAUGGAUUUCACAUGAGUGGGAAUACAGAUAUACGUCUGUUGGUCACAGAUACCUUCAAAAAAAAAGUAAGGGCGUGGAUCAGAAAACCAGUCAGUAUCUGGUGUGACCACCAUUUGCCUCAUGCAGUGUAUAGAGUUGAUCAUGCUGUUGAUUGUGGCAUGUGGAAUGUUGUCCCACUCCUCUUCAAUGGCUGUGCAAAGUUGCUGGAUAUUUGCGGGAACUGGAACACACUGUCAUACACGUCAAUCCAGAGCAUCCCAAACAUGCUCAAAGGGUGACAUGUCUGGUGAGUUUGCAAGCCAUGGAAGAACUGGGACAUUUUCAGCUUCCAGGAAUUGUGUACAGAUGGGGCCGUGCAUUAUCAUGGUGAAACAUGAGGGGAUGGCAGCGGAUGAAUGGCACGACAAUGGGCCUCAGGAUCUCGUCACAGUAUAUCUGUGCAUUAAAAAAUUGCCAUCGAUAAAAUGCAAUUUUGUUUGUUGUCCAUAGCUUAUGCCUGCCUAUACCAUAACCCCACCAUGGGGCACUCUGUUCACAAAGUUGACAUCAGCAAACCGCUCACCCACACAACGCCAUACAUGCUAUCUGCUGUCUGUCCGGUACAGUUGAAACUGGGAUUAAUCCAUGAAGAGCACACUUCUCCAGCGUGUCAGUGGCCAUCGAAGGUGAGCAUUUGCCCCCUGAAGUUGGUUAAGACGCCAAACUGCAGUCAGCUCAAGACCCUAGUGAGGACGACCAGGUGAGCUUCCCUGAGACAGUUUCUGACAGUUUGUGCAGAAAUUAAGUUGUGCAAAAACCCACAGUUGUGCAACCCCAGAGUUUCGUCAGCUGUCCGGGUGGCUGGUCUCAGAUGAUCCCGCAGGUGAAGAAGUCGGAUGUAGAGUUCCUGCGGUUGUGUUCCUGCGGUAGUGAGGCCGGUUGGACGUGCUGCCACAUUCUCUAAAAUGACGUUGGAGGUGGCUUAUGAUAUAGAAAUGAACAUUCAAUUAUCUGGCAACAGCUCUGGUGGACAUUCCUGCAGUCAGCAUGCCAAUUGCACUCUCCCUCAAAACUGGCAUUGUGUUGUGUGACAAAACUGCACAUUUUAGAGUGGCCUUUUGUUUUGGCUCCAGCACAAGAUGCACCUGUGUAAUGAUCAUGCUGUUUAAUCAGCUUCAUGAUAUGCCACACCGGUCAGGUGGAUGGAUUAUCUUGGCAAAGGAGAAAUGCUCACUAACAGGGAUGUAACCACAUUUGUUGACAAAAUCUUAGAGAAAUAAACCAUAUGGAACAUUUCUGGGGUCUUUUAUUUCAGCUCAUAAAACAUGGAACCAACACUUUACAUGUUGCAUUUAUAGUUUUGUUCGGUAUAUUUCCACAAAUAUUUCUACAUGCAAUUAAUCCUUUACAAUAGUUUAUGCACUAUUUAUCAAGUGUUGGUGCUCAUGUUUGCACACCAUCAGGUUGAUAGGUGUCACGUUUGUUGAAGGACGGACCAAGGCGCAGCGUGAUAUGCAUACAUGUUUAUUAUACCGAAUAAACACAACGACAAAACAACAAACUAAACGAGACGUGAAGUCCAAGGUAGACAUAAACAACAUACCUUACACGGAACAAGAUCCCACAACUAGACUGUGCCAAUUGGCUGCUUAAGUAUGGUCCCCAAUCAGAGACAACGAGCGACAGCUGCCUCUGAUUGGGAACCACACCGGCCAACAUAGAUCCACACAUACUAGUAUAUACAACAUAGAAAACGCACAACAAAGAAUAUACACACCCUGACUCAACAUUUAAGCGUCCCCUGAGUCAGGGCGUGACAGUACCCCCCCCCCCCCCCCAAAGGUGCGGACUCUGACCGCACAACAAACAUAACAGGGUAGGGGCCGGGUGGGCAUUUCCGCCUCGGAGGCGGAUCCGGCUUGGGGCGUGACGACCUCUCACUCUCCGCCUCCCUGUUGCGCCCCUGGUCUGGUCUGGACCUCGGCGCGCUACUUCCCCUCUCCUUCCUCCCACGAUACGCCAGGCCCUGUCUGGACCCUGGUGUGGGAGACCCCGAACCUGGAGAGGGGCUGACGUCAUGGUCUGGACUGGAGCCGCUGACCGGAGCUGGACUGGGCACCGGUGGAGCGUACUGCUCUGGCUCCGGAGUGGAGCAGCUGACCGGAGCUGGUUCAGGCACCGGUGGAGCGGACUGCUCUGCCUCCGGAGUGGAACAGCUGACCGGAACUAGAUCAGGCACCGGUGGAGCGGACUGCUCUGUCUCCGGAGUGACCAGGCACCGGUGGAACGGGCACGGGCCGUGCCAGACUGGACAAACGCACCACAGGCUUGGUGCGAGGGGCAGGAACGGGCCGGGCCGGACUGGCGACGCGCACCAUUGGCUUGGUGCGAGGAGCAGGACCGGGUCGGGCCGGGCUGGCGACGCGCACCACUGGCUUGGUGCGAGGAGCAGGGUCGGGCCGGGCCGGCGACGCGCACCACUGGCUUGGUGCGAGGAGCAGGAACAGGCCGGGCCGGCGACGCGCACCACUGGCUUGGUACGAGGAGCAGGAACAGGCCGGGCCGGGCUGGCGACGCGCACCACUGGCUUGGUGCGGGGAGCAGGAACGGGCCGGACUGGACUGGCGACACGCACCACUUGCUUGGUGCGAGGAGCAGGACUGGGUUCCUUUAUUAACCCCCGUUCCUUCUGCUGCCUAACCAGCUCCUCUCGCCGUGCCUCUACACCUCCCUUCUAGCCUCCUGUAGCGCCUCCCUCUGACCGAAUACCUCCUGCUCCCUCUGAACCAAUAGCCCCCGUAAUCUAGACUGUGCCAAUAGGCUGCUUAAGUAUGGACCCCAAUCAGAGACAACGAGCGACAGCUGCCUCUGAUUGGGAACCACACCGGCCAACAUAGAUCCACACAUACUAGAGUAUUCAACAUAGAAAACACACAACAAAGAAUAUACACACCCUGACUCAACUUUUAAGCGUCCCCUGAGUCAGGGCGUGACAAUAGGCAUCUGAUGAAUAUGCUAAAUGUACACAACACAUUGCGAUAAGUGAUAUUAUGUGGUAUUUAACAUGUAAUGAUGAUGUUAUGAAAUGGGUUUUUCUCUGGUCCUGUCCUGUAGUGGUGCUGAUGGAGAAUGGGGAUGUCUAUACGUUUGGCUACGGUCAGCAUGGUCAGCUUGGACACGGAGAUGUCAACCUAAGGUAACUACUGACACACACGUACACAAAUUAUUAGUAAACAGACGAUAAAGAAAUACAUUUAAUUUAUAAUGCAGUACAAUCAUGUAGUCCCUUGAUGUUUAGCCUCACAGUUUGGUAGUAAAGGCUGUCCUUGAACCUGGGUAUUAACUCUGUAUUUCUCUCUCUCUUUCCCUCCUUUCUAUGUGUCUGUGUAGGGGAUCUCCCACACUGGUGCAGGCUCUCCCAGGUCCGAGUGUCCAGGUGACAGCUGGUAGUAACCACACGGCCGUGCUCCUCAUGGACGGGCAGGUCUUCACCUUCGGCAGCUUCUCGGUACACCACGCAGCUCUAUGCCUCUACCUUUUCAAAUACUUUUUUACACAGAUGUGAUUUUUCUCUCAGACUUUGUUUUCCUGAUUAACUAGAACCAUUGAAUUGUAUCUAACCCAAACCAGAACCCCUAGUUUUCCUUAUUGACCUUGUUGUAAUGGUAACAUCUUUGCAAUGUUACUUUGUCCAUUGCUUAAAUUCUUAUUGAAUACAUAGAGAUUAAUAAUGUAUCGUAUUUGAAAUGCUGGUGACCACAGAAUGAGGAUACUGACUUUUCUUCUCUGUCUUGUUGUCUGAUCAUGGUUGUUUUACCUACUUUUGUUGAAUGUGGUGAUUUGUAAGUCAUUCUAAAUAAGAUGACUGACAUGACUAAAUUACUAAAAUGACUGUAAGGACUGAAAUGAAAUACAUGUCUCCACAGAAAGGGCAGCUGGGUCGGCCAAUCCUGGACAUGCCCUACUGGAACGCCAAGCCCUCCCCCAUGCCCAACAUUGGUGCCAAGUACGGCCGCAAGGCCACCUGGAUCGGGGCCAGCGGCGACCAGACCUUCCUGAGGAUAGACGAGGCCCUGAUCAACUCACACGUCCUGGCUACUUCCGAGAUCUUCGCUAGCAAAGACAUCAUCGGUAAGUUGCACGCCCUCUGCUCACUAAGGUCCUAACCUUAAUCUGAGAUCAGGACUCAUAUUAAUAAAGCGUCUCAAAUUAGUAAUGCUGAUCUAGAAGUGUAGAUCUUAAUGAAUGAGAUUCCAUGGACAGGUGGGACCUGAUCCUACAAUAGCACUGCUACUCUGAGAUGCUUUGUGAAUACAGGCCUUGUGCACAACUUCCAUUGACAGAAAUGUAUGAUUCACAUGCAAGUUAGGAUUGGUCCUUUACUCAAAACCUCUUUAUGUGGAAAUGUCUUAUUUUGUGUGAAGAUAUUACACACAAGAAUAUAUAAUAUUUAGAUUAAACAAUAAAGAUGUCCAAUGCCAUUUUAGCCUCAAAAUUCCACACAAUGAAAAUAGUGCAUUAGCCUUUAAUUAACCUUUCUUCUUUGUGUCCGACCAGGCUUAGUCCCCACCUCUGUGUCGGAGCCCCCUCCCUUUAAAUGCCUGCUCAUCAACAAGUUGGAUGGCAGCUGCCGCACCUUCAACGACUCAGAGCAGGAGGACCUGCAGGGCUUCGGCCUCUGUCUCGACCCCGUCUACAACGUCAUCUGGAGGUCAGACUUUCUCUUUAUUUCAAUCUUUAGCACUCUCUCGCGCGCGCUCCCUCUCCCUCCCUCUUUCCCCUUC
Molecule: messenger RNA, 19518 nt
Organism: Coregonus sp. 'balchen'
Lineage: Eukaryota; Metazoa; Chordata; Actinopteri; Salmoniformes; Salmonidae
Source: the annotation of a GenBank genome assembly